AUGCUGAGUCCCAUAGUUCCAGUGGUCGACCACGACAUUGACGUUUUCAACAAAGUCAUCAUGACCAAUCUUUGUGGCGCAUUUUACCUGGCCAAAGCCGUGAUCCCCCACAUGAAAUUGGUUGGAAAGGGGGUGAUCGUAAAUACUGCAAGUAUUUCCGGCAUCGGAGGAGAUUAUGGUCUUUCUUCAUACAAUGCUGCUAAAGGAGGAUUGAUCAAUCUCACGCGGACAAUUGCCAUGGACCAUGCAAGAGACGGAAUUCGGGCAGUGACUGUCUGUCCUGGGUUCAUGGACACUCCUAUGUCCGAAGGAGUACUGCAAAACGAGAAGCUCAGGGAAGAAUUGUUCGAGAGCAUACCGAUGAAUCGCGGAAGGCAUCCAAUGGAGGUGGCUCAGUUGGUUCUGUUCCUUGCUUCUGAUGAAGCAUCUUAUAUCACUGGACAUCCUUUCGUUGUAGAUGGAGGAUGGAUUGCUCGCAACCCCAGUCCAAAUUGGUAUAAGUACAUUGGAGGAACUUAG
Molecule: messenger RNA, 519 nt
Organism: Exophiala mesophila
Lineage: Eukaryota; Fungi; Ascomycota; Eurotiomycetes; Chaetothyriales; Herpotrichiellaceae
Exons: 2
Coding region: 1-519 (172 amino acids)
Molecular function (GO): oxidoreductase activity
Source: RefSeq, a predicted model, not a curated record